Molecule: messenger RNA, 4895 nt
Organism: Coturnix japonica (Japanese quail)
Lineage: Eukaryota; Metazoa; Chordata; Aves; Galliformes; Phasianidae
Source: RefSeq, a predicted model, not a curated record
CCGCCCGGCCCCAGCCCCGCCCGGCUCCACCCGGCCCCGUUUCGCCCCGUUCCGCCCCGUUCCGUUCCGUUCCAUUGCGCUCCGCUCCGCUCCGUCCCGCUGUCUCAGGGCCAUGGCCGAGUGGGCUCCCGCUCAGGACCUGGAGUGGGCCAUGGAGCCCCACGAGCUGCCCCUCGAACAGCCCUUGGCCGCCCCCGAGGACGGGCCCGGCGGGGAGGCCGAGCUGCCCGCCGCCGAGAUCUCGGUGACGCUGGUGACGGAGGUUCAGGCCGUGGACAGGAAGGUGGAGGCUCAAGCGGCUCAACUGAUGAACCUGGAGGGCAGGAUGAGGAUGGCCGAGAGCAAACUGAUCGGCUGCGAGAGGACGGCCGUGGAGUUCGGCAACCAGCUGGAGAGCAAAUGGACGGCGCUGGGAACCCUCAUCCAGGAGUACGGGCAGCUGCAGAAAAGGCUGGAGAACAUGGAGAACCUGCUGAAAAACAGGAACUUCUGGAUCCUGCGCCUGCCCCCGGGGGCCAAGGGGGAAGUCCCCAAGGUCCCCAUGGCGUUUAACGACACUUCAUUUAGCUUCUCAGAGGACGAGUGGAAGAACUUGAACGAGUGGCAGAAAGAGCUUUACAGGCAUAUCAUGAAGGGCAACUACGAGGCCGUGAUCUCAAUGGAUACUGCAAUUUCAAAACCUGACCUCCUGUCACGGAUUGAGCAAGGAGAGGAUCCCAAUGCUGAGGACCAGGAUGACUCUGAGGGAGGAGAAACCCCUACGGAUCCCAGCACCGAGUUUUUCUUUCCCGGUCCCGAUGACAACUCGUGGAGUAAAUACGAGGAUACCCUGGCUGAAAGUCACUACGGUUCUGAAGAAGAAGAAGAAGAGGAAGAAGAAGAGAGCAUGGAGGCUCCCAAUGCAUAUGCGCAGCAGUGUGACGAGGAAUGCCCCGACAGCCUUGAGCUUCCUGGCUCGUUAGCGGGAAAGUGGGAUGAUGUUUUCUCAAACCCAGAGGAAGAGUUAAAGCCAAGCAGCAAGAAUCGGAGUGGGUCGGGCCCACAGCAGAGAGGUGCAGCAGGCAAUGGGCUGAGGCGCUCCUCGCGCCGUGGGAGGGAGCUGACAAAGAAGGAACCUGCCGAGGAAAUGGCCACAGUGGAGGGGCCGUACAUCUGCUGCGAGUGCGGGCAGAGCUUCCUGGACAAGGAGCUCUUUGCAGCCCAUCAGAGAGCGCACGUGGAUGAGGAAGCCUGCACUUCCCUGGAGGCUGGGGAGAGCUUCAGACAGAAGUCCAAAUCCUCUGCGAAAGGCCAACGCUCCAGGCCGUCCAAGCGCGCCAAUUCAGAGAAGGGCUCUGGCUACAAGUACGGCUUCAUCAGGCCGAACAACAUGGUGGAAAGGCCCUACACCUGCUCACAGUGCAAAGAGAGCUUCAGCCUGGAGGUGAGCCUCGUCCUGCACCAGAAGCUCCAUACGGGGAAGGGUGACGGGCCGCUGACCUGCACCUACUGCGGGAAGGACUUCCGGGACCUGUCCAAAGCCAUCCGCCACCAGCGCAUCCACACAGGAGAGAGACCAUAUAAGUGCUCUGAGUGUGGGAAGAGCUUCAUCCGCCGGGACCACCUGCUCAAGCACUGGCGCGUCCACACCGGGGAGACCCCGUACCAAUGUCCCGUCUGCGGGAAGCACUUCCGCUACAAGGAGUCGCUGAAUUGCCACCAGAAAAUCCACUCCCGCAACCCCCAGCCCAUGGAUGAGGCCUUGCAGCACAACCUGGAGACGGGCACUCAAACCAGCCUCUUCUGUUUGAAGACAGAAACCAAGCAGUAUGGGACGCGGGACAGCGGUGGUGGCCUCGUCCUCAUCCCUGUGCGGCUGAUGAGGGCCGCUCCCGCGGGCAGAGCCGGCUCCAUCCCCGCGCCCAUCACGGAGCCCCGACGGCGGCAGAACCGAGCGGGGGAAGCCGCGGGGCUGCGGGAUGGACGGGGGAUGGGGGCGGUGUCGGUGCCGACGCCGCCUCCGGCCGCCAUUUCGCACCGGGCCGCGACGCCGCGGGGUGUAUAUGUGUAUGUGUAUAUGUGUGUGUGUUCGGGGGGGGCGCGUUGCGGGGCCGCCCCGACGGGGCGCGUUGAUGCCGUCGGUCCGGCAGGGGGCGCUGUUUUGGCGGAGGGCGCCCCCAGCUCCGCUCCGCCCCGCCCGGCUGCGGCCCCCGGCGCGGCCCGCUCGGCGGCGGACAGCGUCCCGCCCGCCCCCUGCCGGCUCGGCGGGGCAGCGGCGGGGCCGGAGCGCGGAGCGGCGGAGCGGCGGAGCCGGGACCCGGAGCCGCUCGGUCUCUUUCCCCCCCCCCUCCUGCUCUCAUUGCUCAGACGCCCCGAGGUCCCUUCGGGCCGCGCCCCCCGCCCCGCCGCAGCCCCGCCGCCCCCUCCCCGCCCCGCAGCCCCGCUCCGCAGCUCCCCGGGCGCUGCCCGAUGCCCGGCGGCGGGCGGAGGUGAAGCAGCGAACGGGCGCCGGAUCCUCCCGGCCGCGGCCCCCCCCGGGGCACCGGGCAGGGAACAAAGGGCCAUGGCCGAGGGGGCUCCCGCUCAGGUUCCGGAGGUGCCGAUGCGGCCGCGCUGCCCCUCACCCUUCCGGCCACGCGCCGGCCCCGAGCGAACCUCGGAGCGAGAGACACAGACAGCAGAGCUGUCCCUCACCGUGGUGGCGGCCGUGCAGGCGGUGGAGAGGAAGGUGGACUCCCACGCCACCCGCCUGCUGGACCUGGAGGGUCGCACCGGGGUGGCCGAGAAGAAGCUGAUUGACUGUGAGAAAACGGCGGCCGAGUUGGGGAACCAGCUGGAGAGCAAAUGUGCCGCGCUGGGAACCCUCAUCCAGGAGUACGGGCUGCUGCAGCGGCGCCUGGAGAACAUGGAGAACCUGCUGAAGAACAGGAACUUCUGGAUCCUGCGGCUGCCCCCCGGCAGGAAGGGAGAGGUCCCCAAGGUGCCGGUGACGUUUGACGACGUGUCCGUCUGUUUCAAUGACAAGGAAUGGGAGAAGCUGGAGGGCUGGCAGAAGGAGCUGUACAAGAAUGUGAUGAAGGGGAACUACGAGUCGCUGAUCUCACUGGAUUAUGCAAUUUCCAAACCUGGUGUUUUGUCCCAGAUCGAGCAGGGAGAGGAACCGCGGGUCAGGAAUGAGCAGGACUUGGAGGAGAGCGAGAUGAUGAGCGAUGCCACCGCAGCUGGGAUCAGAGUCGUGAUCAAAACGGAGGAGCUGCUUCCUGAGGACAGCCCCGAGAACCCAGAGCUGCACGGGAUGUCAGGGCAGUCAGAGGGCAGCUUCCAGAGCCCGGAUGAAGAGGCCGCCUGUGAGAGCCCCUACGGCUCCGUGUCCCCUCCCCGAGAGCUGCCAGGCACCAGCCUGGGCGACCCCUCCGAGUACGUCGGGGACUACAGUGAGAUCCAGAGGGUCAUCGUGCACCACGGGAGCUGCACAGAGGACGGCAUCGUGAUCAAGACGGAGGAGGAGGAGGAGGACGACGUGGACGAGCCGUGCUCCAUGUUCUCGGGCUGCAGCGACCCGCCGCCGUUCCCCAGCCACGAGGCCGUGCUGGGCUGCGAGGCGCAGUGCAGCUCCAAGGCGGCUCCGCGCAGCCUGGCUGCCUCCCGCGUGCGCAAAACGCCGUCCUGCGAGAGGGAGGUGGGCGACAUGAAGCCGGCCAUGGCCCAGCAGCAGCGCAACCGCACCAGGGAGCGGCCCUACAUCUGCCCCGAGUGCGGCAAGAGCUUCAUGCUGAAGAUCAACUUUGUGAUCCACCAACGCAACCACCUCAAGGAGGGCCCCUACGAGUGCCACGAGUGCGACCUCAGCUUCCGCAACAAGCAGCAGUUCCUGCUGCACCAGCGCAGCCACACGCGCCGCGCCGUGGGGGUCCCGCGCCGCCCCGAGCACGGCCUGAAAGCCCCGACGCGGCCGCCGGCCCCGGGGAAGCCCUACAAGUGCUCGGAGUGUGAGAGCAGCUUCAGCCACAAGUCCAGCCUCAGCAAGCACCAGAUCACGCACGUCGGGGAGCGGCCCUUCACCUGCGGCGAGUGCCGGCGCAGCUUCCGCCUGCAGAUCAGCCUCAUCAUGCACCAGCGCAUCCACGCCGGCAAGAACGAGAUGGCCUUCCUGUGCCCUCAGUGCGGGAAGAACUUCACGCGGCCGUCACACCUGCUGCGGCACCAGCGGACUCACACCGGCGAGCGGCCCUACCAGUGCAGCCAGUGCGACAAGACCUUCAGCGAGAAGUCCAAGCUCACCAACCACUACCGCAUCCACACCCGCGAGCGCCCGCACGCCUGCGCCGUGUGCGGGAAGGGCUUCAUCCGCAAACACCACCUCCUGGAGCACCAGCGCAUCCACACGGGAGAGCGGCCCUACCACUGCACCGAGUGCGGCAAGAACUUCACCCAGAAGCACCACCUCCUGGAGCACCAGCGGGCGCACACCGGGGAGCGGCCCUACCCCUGCACCGAGUGCACCAAGUGCUUCCGCUACAAGCAGUCCCUCAAGUACCACCUGAGGACGCACGUGGGAGAGUGAGUGAGGGCCGCCCCAGGGCCCCGCCGCCGUCUCUCCCUCUCCCCCCACCCCCGGCUCAGGGCAUGGACACACGGACAUCACUCGAAGCUUCGUGGCAGCGCCGCCGCUCUGCUCGGCUGGAGGCAGCUCGGCUGAUGGGAAAUAAAUUAAUGAAUUAAAGCAAGCGCCGCGCGGCACAAUUCAAAGAUUAUAUAUAUAUAAGAUUAACAGAAGCAGCUGAUUUAGGGAGAAUCCUCACCCAUAGAGAAAGGAAGAAAGGAGAGAAACCUGCACUGGGUGUUUCGCUGAGUAGGACUCGGAACGGCUUUUUAAAUCUACUGUUUGGUUUUUUAAUAAAUGUGGAGGAACUUUU